AUGGGCGCCUUGCUAGAUGCGCGGGCAACCGAGUUUCCCAAACGGGAUCAAUUUGCAGGCCAUAGGAUCCUAAACCCGUACAUUUACGACCCGUCAUGCGUGCUAGCUAUUGUCGGCACAACCAUCAUCGUCCUGCUGUCCAUCUACUCAGUAACCCAGUACCUGCGGCACCGGUCAUGGUUCUUCUGGGCCGCCAUCAUCGGCAUCCUGAUGCUGGACCUCGGUUUCAUAUGCCGCACCGUGUCGUCGUACGAUGAGGGCAAAGAGUCUCCCUUCCUCGUCUCAUGGCUCAUGAUCCUGCUGGCCCCCAGCUUCCUCGCCGCAGCCUGCUACAUGUCGUUUGGCCGCGUCAUCUGGUUCAGCUGUCCAACCGAGGCACUCAACUUCAAGACGCUGUGGUGCUGGCCCGAAUGGAUCACCCCGACCUUCGUCGCCUUCGACAUGUUUUCAUUCCUCAUCCAGCUCAUCGGCGCAUCCCAGAUAAGCAGGCACUACGACAGAGCCCCCGACGGCGACCGCACCAUUAGCAUAUCCGAGCAAGCCGCACUACCAGGCCGCAUCAUCCUCGUCCUCGGCCUCGUACUCCAGAUGCUAUGCUUCGCCACCUUCUCAGUCGUCUCCAUCCGCUACUUCUACAUGUCAAGAAAGUGGUCAGCCUACGACCUCGGCGACAUGCACCUCUGGCGCAAACUCUCCUACACCAUCAACCUCUCCUCCAUCCUCAUCGCCCUGCGCGCCGUCUACCGCACCAUGGAAAUCCCCCACGACCGCAACUACGGCCUGCGCUACCUGCAGAGCCACGAAUGGUGCUUCUGGACCUUUGACGCUGCACCCAUAGUCCUUGUUUUACUCAUCUUUGCUAUAUGGCACCCCGGUCGCUAUCUGCCGCGGUCCUACACGGGACUCAGGCUCGACAAGGUCAGGGCUGUCAAGGAGAAGGAUGAAAUUUCAAUGUAUAGUGCGAGUACGUGUGGGCAGGAUACUGAACUCAAGGAGUAUAAGCCCGAGGACUUUCGCCAUGUUAGUGUUGCGGCAAAAGCUUAG
Bipolaris zeicola 26-R-13 is the source of this 1044-nucleotide messenger RNA. RefSeq lists its product as uncharacterized. Lineage: Eukaryota; Fungi; Ascomycota; Dothideomycetes; Pleosporales; Pleosporaceae. The transcript is spliced from 2 exons. The record is from RefSeq and is a predicted model, not a curated record. Gene Ontology annotation, cellular component: membrane. Bases 1 to 1044 code for a protein of 347 amino acids.